Malania oleifera is the source of this 1794-nucleotide messenger RNA. RefSeq lists its product as uncharacterized. The transcript is spliced from 16 exons. Lineage: Eukaryota; Viridiplantae; Streptophyta; Magnoliopsida; Santalales; Ximeniaceae. The record is from RefSeq and is a predicted model, not a curated record. Gene Ontology annotation, cellular component: cytosol. Bases 176 to 1360 code for a protein of 394 amino acids. Gene Ontology annotation, molecular function: tRNA-guanosine(34) queuine transglycosylase activity.
CUUUUCCAGCAAUGGUUUUUCGGAAGCUUGAGCAGAAAGAAUGCUACGCCGCGCAUUAGGUACCGCCGGCUGCGCGCGGGGUUUCCCGUCUCUGCUUUGAACUCGGUUUUUCACUUCCUGCUGUAUUAUUGUUCACAUUUUUUGCUUCCUCCUCAAAUUAUACAUACACCAUUCGAUGGCGCUACGGUUUGAGGUUCUAGGGAGGUUCAACCGUGCUCGUGCUGCUCAACUAACACUUCCCCAUUUUGUAUGCCAAACGCCUCUAUUUAUGCCUGUUGGUACACAAGGGACAAUAAAAGGUUUGGCGACAGACCAGCUUGAGGAAAUUGGCUGCCAAAUAAUACUUGGGAAUACAUAUCAUUUGGAACUUCGUCCCAGUUCUGAGUUGAUUGAUGAGUUGGGGGGUCUCCACAAAUUUAUAAACUGGCCAAGAGCACUGCUAACUGACUCUGGUGGAUUUCAGAUGGUGUCACUAUUGCAUUUAGCUGACAUUACUGAAAAAGGAGUCACAUUUCAGUCUCCAGUUGAUGGAAAGCCAAUGCUUCUAACACCUGAGGAAUCAAUUCAAAUCCAAAACAGAAUUGGAGCAGAUAUCAUUAUGGCUCUUGAUGAUGUUGUGAAAACCACCAUUACUGGCCCACGGGUUGAGGAGGCUAUGUAUCGCACUCUUCGUUGGAUAGACAGAUGCAUUGCAGCUCACAAGAGACCGAAUGAGCAGAACUUGUUUGGCAUUGUCCAAGGUGGUUUAGAUCCUGUAUUGAGGGAUAUAUGUGUGAAAGGCUUGGUGGAUCGGAAUCUCCCUGGCUAUGCUAUUGGUGGCCUUUCAGGUGGCGAAGAUAAAGAUUCAUUUUGGCGUGUUGUUGCGCAGUGCACUGCUGCAUUACCUGACGAUAAACCACGAUAUGUUAUGGGGGUUGGUUAUCCAUUGGAUAUUGUAGUUUGCAGUGCUUUAGGGGCUGACAUGUAUGACUGUGUUUAUCCCACCCGUACUGCUCGUUUCGGUACAGCACUUGUAUCUGAGGGAGUGCUGAAGCUCAAGCACCAGGCAAUGGCUGAUGAUGAUCGCCCCAUUGAUCCGACUUGCCAGUGUAUGGUUUGCAAGAAGUAUACAAGGGCUUACAUCCAUUGCCUAGUUACAAAAGAUGCUAUGGGAUCUCAACUAUUGUCAUAUCAUAAUUUGUAUUACAUGAUGAAGCUUAGCCAGGAUCUGCAUUCAUCAAUAAUUGAGGGAAAGUUUCCAGAGUUUGUAUGCAAGUUCCUGCAGAAAAUGUUCCCCAAAGGUGAUGUCCCUGAAUGGGUCUGCAAUGCCAUGGAGGUUGCUGGAAUCGAUAUCUCUCCCUCUGCUCUCCAUUCUUCCUGAUCCCAAGAUUAGACUUGAAAAAAAAAGAAAGAAGUAAUGAUGUAGAAAUUUAUAGGCUCUACUCAGAGAGUAUGAAGAAAUUGAUAUGUUGGCGGCAACACAGUGCAGCAUAUUAUUUUUUUGCCCAUAUGCUGCUUUGCUGAGAAUAUACAUGCUCGAGGAAUUUUUUUUCAUGUAGGUUGAUCUGCUAUACACACAAAUUGUUGUCAAUUAAUUGUUUCAAUAGAGUUUAUCUUGUAACUUUUUGAUGUUGGAGAUAUCAGGUUCAAAUCCUGGGAGGGGGUGGGAAGAGGUAUGAGAUGGUAGAUGGAUUAUUCGUGUGGCCUAGGCCUCCCUAGAAAGGAUUUAUAUUUAUUGUUCGAAUGGAAUACUCUCUAAGCUUGUCUUUCAUGCCCCUUGAAUUAAUAUGACCACUACUAAAGGAGUUGAUUCAA